This is a messenger RNA of Nematolebias whitei (Rio pearlfish), 999 nucleotides long. RefSeq names its product B- and T-lymphocyte attenuator. The record is from RefSeq and is a predicted model, not a curated record. Gene Ontology annotation, molecular function: signaling receptor activity. Gene Ontology annotation, biological process: immune response-regulating cell surface receptor signaling pathway. The transcript has 7 exons. Gene Ontology annotation, cellular component: plasma membrane. The coding region runs from base 1 to 999 and encodes 332 amino acids. Lineage: Eukaryota; Metazoa; Chordata; Actinopteri; Cyprinodontiformes; Rivulidae.
AUGGCCAGAUUAGGGUGCAUUCUGCUGGUCCAUGCUUACGAGCCUCUUCAAGGUCAUUUCAUGCUGACGAGACCCAAAGCUGCAGGCAUGAACAAAGAGGAACAGAACACUGUGAUUAGUAUAUGUAAGAAUGUUACAGAUUUGUCGUCUUCGUGUGAAAUCACGUUGGAGGUGAAGAGAGGCACAACGCAGAGAGUGGUCCCAGGACAACAUGUGACAGUCAGCUGUCCUGGCAAACACUGUGGAAAGUCAUUAAAUGUCACGUGGUGCAAGGUCUCAAACACAAUCUGUGAACGAAUUCGUCAAACAGAGAAUAUAGAAAUCAGUCAAAAUUAUGGGAAAGAUGAGCUGAUCUCAUUUUUGAGUUUUAAGCACAUUUCCAUUAUUGAUGAUGGCUUAUACAAAUGUAAAAUAUUGGGAAAUAAAGAUAAAGUUGUCGGUCAUUCCAUCAACAUCUCAGUUUCAGAUCGAAACCAAGGAGCUAAAAAUGAUGACAACGUGGCUGCUGCCUCACGUAGUAGUGGCGAUGAUGAUGAUGGUGACGAUGAAAAGCCUGACUCCUGGUUGCCGUACUUUUAUAUAUGUUCUAUCAUUCUGCUUCUAGUUGCCACAGUGACUGUGUUAACUCUCCUGCACUUCUUUGGCUGGAAACGAACAUGGACCCCUAACUACCCAGAGCACGAGAAAAGUUCUACACAUAUGAUACCAAACAUCCCCCAGACAAGCACCCCGACUUCUCCUGUCCUGCAAACCCACCUCUCUGUUUUGAAAGAGAUCUAUGGUUCAAGUUUAGCAGAAACAACCACAUCAUCACUUUCCUCUCCUCCCACUGAGAACCAGCCACCGAUUGCAAACACAACAGCUAAAGGUCAAGCAUCUAACAGUCCAGUAUAUGCUGUCAUCAACCACCAGCAACGUGGGACAUCAUCGGCCAGGAAACAACCUGCCAUGGAUAAAAAGGAGGAUGACCUUAAAUAUGCUGUUGUUAAUUUGCCCUGA